GUAUGCACGGACUGACAGCAAAGGGAGGAAGGGACAGGAUGGUGAGCAGGAGACACGCACACAGGUCUGAGUGAGAGGACUGAGAGAGAUGGCAAAGUUAACCAAGCCUGCAGAUUGCUACCUCUUGUUCCUCCUCCUCCUCCUCCUUUGUCCUUCUCCUCCUCCUUGUUAGUUCAAAGGCGUCGUCCGUGAAUGGUGAGGGAGAGCAGGGAGAGGAGGGUGAGGGUAUUAAAGUGUUCAGUCUACAGAGGGAGGCGACGAAGGCGACGGCAGACGAUGUGUUCUUACGGUUCAACUUUUCCCGCGACGCCAGAACCAUUGAUGCCUUGACUCUGUGCUACUGGGUCAGAUUCGUCGUAUUUGUGGAGAAUAACGUACACUUCUCCUACAUUACCUUCCGUGACAGCAUUACCGUAGGUCACCGAGAGGAUGAUUUCUUCCUGUGGUCCUUUGACAGCGUGGCGGAGGGGCCGCUGCCUGGCGUGGUGGUGCCCGAGGUGUGGUAUCACGCCUGCCACCUCUUCGACGCCCAGAGCUACACCUUCUACUGGCAGGGCAAGGCAAGUCCCCCCCCUGACACUCAGCACAGCCAUCCUCCUUCCAUCCUCAACACUCACGGGCAGAACGAGGCGCCUUCCUUUGCCUCCUCCUCUCCCGUCACCAUUACAGUGUUUAUUUCCCUCCACUAUCAUCACUCUAGUUAUUUCAUACUUGAUACUCACUACUCGUCCUCCAGCAGCGGCGAGCACGUUGAUGCCUUGGAGUGUCAUGCCUGUCCCCCCCACAGGAGGAGUACCGCGGCAAGCCGCACGGCAGGUGGCCUUUCCUCAUGAACGGCACGGUGAUCCUGGGCCAGGAGCAGGAUGACGUGAGCAGCAACUUCGACGCUACACAGGUGAUGCGCGGGGACAUCACGCAGGUGUACAUGUGGGACCGCCUGCUGGAGCCUGCCGCCGUGCGCCGCCUAGCCUCCUGCGGCACACCCCAUACCCAGGACGUGCUCUUCUCCACGGACACCUCGCAGGUGGAGCUGUUCGGCAGCGUGGAGAGCCGGCUGCCGCCCUCCAGCCUCUGCAGGGACCAGCCCUUCUACGCCAUCCUGCCGGAGGAGAGGAGUCUGCAGGCGUCCUUGGCGGUGUGCCAGGUGAUGGACGGCAGCCUGGCUCUGCCCACCUCCGACAUCGAGAACGCGCGUCUCACGCAGCAGCUGGCGCCCUUCAGCGACAUGUGCGUGCCCACGUCGACGUGGAAGCUGUGGCUGGGCACGCGGCUCACGGCGGCAGGGUGGAGCACAAUCCCAGCCGGUGCGCAACUCGCCUACCACAACUUCCGGCCCGCCAGUAACAUCAACAACUCCGUGUUAGGUUGCGCCGAGCUGCGCCUCGACGGUUACUGGGAGCCGGACUACUGCAAGUCCAAGCGCUGCACCGCCUGCAGCUUUGAGCGCACCAGCUUCCUCCACUUCCGUGGACUGUGUUUUGACAAGGAGCUGGAGGCCAGGUUCAGGGUGGUGGGGUCGCCCGAACGGCGGCCUGUGUUCUGGAGUCACCAGGGUCUGCUGAUUGCCUGGCGCGACAGUCUCGGCAGGUGGCAGAUGGAGGACCCGAACAUAAACGCCACAUUACUAUGGAGACUCGGGGUGGGCAGCAACUAUCCGCUGGGGCGGCAGCUGUGGCGCCUUGAGCGGGAGAUGUGCGGCCAGCCCGCGGGCCACAAGCUGCACGCCAGCCUGUCCCGCUGUGCCGCUGAGGAAUUCACGUGCUCCACCGGGGAGUGCAUCGCGCCGCACCUGCGCUGCAACUUCCACUACGACUGCCCGGACCGCAGCGACGAGGCGAGCUGCGCCGUGGUGGAGGCGAGCAACGACGCACUGCUCAAGCAGGUUCCGCCGCCGCCGCUGGAGUCCUCGGAGGACGCCACCCUGCAGCUGGAGUCGUCCAUAACUCUGACGCGCGUUGCGGCCGUGGACGACCUCAACAUGGCCAUCACUCUGGAGUUCCAGCUGACCCUGAUGUGGAGCGACCAUCGGGUCAACUUCCGGCACCUCCGGGCGAUAGGGCAGGGAGUGAUGCUGGCUGAGGAAGACUCUGGGCGGCUGUGGCGGCCGCUGCUGCGGGUCGCCAACCUGGACGGCGGCAAGCUGGAGGAGCUGGGGCGGCGCUUCCUGGCACAGGCCGUCGCCCCGCCAACGCACCCGACCUUCAAUGACGUCAACAUAGGUAAGUUCUUUAGGAACACUGAACACUGUAACCCUCACACUCGCCACAGUAGGAAGGCGAGAGGGCGUCCCGCUGCCUUGCCUGCACUGCUGCCUGUGUCUCCUUCUCCCCCAGACCCGGUGUUCGAGGGCAGGCACGUGCGUCUGCACCUGACGCAACGGUUCCUGGCGCGGGUGGCCUGCUACCUGGAGCUGUACUCGUACCCUUUCGACCAGCAGCGGUGCGCCGUGGAGGUGCAGCUGGCGCCGGAGUCUGGCGGCGAGGCGGCGGUGCGGUUCUCCCCCAGAACGGAGGUGAGCUACACGGGGCCAGAGACGCUGGCCAUGUACACGGUGAAGCACGUGGACCGCGUGGACGCCACCGAGAACAGCCUGAGGGUGGAGUUUGAGCUGCACCGGCGGCAGGGCGUCAUCAUGCUAUCCACCUUCCUGCCGUCGGGGCUGCUGCUACUGGUGAGCUGGGCCACGCUGUUCGUGCAGGUGACGGCACUCAACGUGCGCGCCAUCAUGUCCCUCACCACACUGCUGGUGCUGUACACGCUCUUCGCCAACAUGUCCAGGUCGCUGCCCGCCACCGCCUCCAUCAAGCUCAUCGACGUGUGGUUCUUCUUCAUCAUCUUCCUGCUCUUCACCAAUAUCGUGGUGCACAUCUGCGUGCGUCCCACCACUCCGCCCAGCACGGAGGUGAAGGUGUUUGCGUCCACGCAGCCCCAACCCGACACCAGGAUGCCCGAGGCGCCGAGACUCCUGCGCUGGUACCGGCUGGUCAUCCUGCCCGUGCUGGUGGUGCUGUUCAACCUCAUGUUCUGGCUGGUGGUGCUCACCCAGUGACGCAAACCCACGGAAAAACAGCUCCUCCCUCCCCCACCUCCUCUCUCUCUCUCUCUCUCUCUCUCUCUCUCUCUCUCUCUCUCUCUCUCUCUCUCUCUCUCUCUCUCUCUCUCUCUCUCUCUCUCUCUCGUGUAAAAUCUCUGCUUACUGUCCUCGUGACCACUGGCUGUCCUCGUGACCACUGUAUGUCAUAAGUAUGUGAAACAAGUACAAGUUUUGUGUCUCA
Molecule: messenger RNA, 3275 nt
Organism: Scylla paramamosain (green mud crab)
Lineage: Eukaryota; Metazoa; Arthropoda; Malacostraca; Decapoda; Portunidae
Exons: 6
Coding region: 830-3049 (739 amino acids)
Biological process (GO): nervous system process; monoatomic ion transmembrane transport; signal transduction
Cellular component (GO): plasma membrane; neuron projection; synapse
Molecular function (GO): protein binding; extracellular ligand-gated monoatomic ion channel activity; neurotransmitter receptor activity
Source: RefSeq, a predicted model, not a curated record